AUUUUAGCUGUUUUACGUAUUAAUGUAUGCAGCCUAUUCCGCGUUUAGAGCAACAGUACGAUAACGCGUGGUUAAAAGCUCGUCUAGAGCUUCCCGCCUGUUACUACUCGAAUUUCAAGAAAAACCUAAAAAUUGUUUCCAAUCAAAGUUCCAUCGAAACGAGUUAUUAAAAAUCCCCAUUGUUCCUCUCCCGCAUGCAGAAAAGAGAAGGAACAAAAAAAAAUCACGUCGUACCAGAUAGUCUCCACGGGCUUUAAUUAUCCGGCCAAGCAGGAAUCCAAACGAUCCAUAGCAACGACGACGACGACGCGGCUCGUGUGCGUGUCUCGUGCUUCUUUCUCUCUCUCUCUCUUCUCGUCCUCCCCUGUGUAUACUCGAAGCCACGGAAACCAUUGGUUAUUCGCCUUCGUAUAAAGUCGCCAGAGUCCACACAUCAGGCUCUCUCGGCGUCUUAGUCCGUUUGUUUGUUUCGUUUUUUCGGCUCACUUUUUUGCACGCGCGCCUUUUCGGAAAUCUCUCUGCAGCCGAUGACAUCAUGCUGGACUUUCAGAAAUGCACGGCACAAGACCUCAAAGCCGCGGCGGCGAUCGAGAGGAAGCGCCGGAUAGAGGAGGAGCGCAAGCCGCGGAUUUUUAAUCCCAGGAUUCGCAGGAUAGGGAUAGACAAGGAGUAUCUGGAUAGGCAAGUCGAGGAGAAGAAGCGCCUGCAGGACUUGCAACGCGAGCAGGAAUGUCGACUGGACGAGGCUCUCCUUCGGAGCAGUCAGCUCGCGAUCGUGCAAGAGAAGCGGCUGGACGAAGAGCGACGGAAGCUGAACAAGGAGCUCAACACCUUCCGCCAGACUCACCAGAAGCCGGAGUUCCGCCGUGACUUCGAUCUCUACGAUCCUGAGCUCCUGAAGAAGUCCAAACCUCCGGGAGAGGACGGCGUGGACCCUGGCCUCGCCUCCGCGCAAAAAUUCGAGGGCGAGGACGAGAACCUGGUGGCCCGGCUCCGGGAGCAGCGCGAGCAGAUGCAGAGCUGGAUAAUGCAGCAGGUGCAAGAGCGCCGACUAGCCGAGCGAGAGAAGCGCGACACGGAACAGGCCUACCAGGAGGCUCUGCUCUCGAGGGACCGACGAGCCCUGGCUCUGGAGCACAUGGAACUCGAGUGUCGCCGGAGACUCAGCGAGGCCACCGCCAGGUUCAAUCGCGCUCUGGCAGAAGAGAAGGCGGAACGAAAGCGCUGCCGAGCUCUCCAGGACAACGAGGCCGCGAGGGCGGAAAUUUACAACCACGUAACCGGGGACUUCCUCACCGAGCCGAAGGACCAGGCGGAAAGCGUUCACGGUCCGAAGAAGUUGUUAGUCACCCGCUACAAGGGCAUGACCUCGGAACAGCUCAAAGUCAUUCGAGACGAACAGGCCAGGCAGAUGGAGGAGAUACAGCGAAUGCGAGCGGAGGAAAACGAGAAAAACGAGGAGUGGAAUCGGCUGAUGAACGGAAACGCCAGAGCCGCGGAAUCUUAUCAACGCGAACUGGAUCGCAGACGAGCCGAGCUGAACAGGCAGAUAGCGGAGGAGAACCUCAGACUGGCGGAGCAGCAGAGGUCCCAGCAAGAUUACUUGAAUCGUCACGUGUACAAGAACAAGCCUGGUCCUGAAUUUUACGCACAGUUCAACAAAAGCACUCGAUGAACUUUUAUUUCUCUUUGGAUUUUAUCGUUAUAAUAAUAACUGUGGAUAAAUCAUGUGCACACUUCUGAGAAUAAACGCUUCUUUUUUAUCGAUUUA
Messenger RNA from Nasonia vitripennis (jewel wasp), 1771 nucleotides. Its product is annotated as RIB43A-like with coiled-coils protein 2. Bases 536 to 1675 code for a protein of 379 amino acids. The record is from RefSeq and is a predicted model, not a curated record. Lineage: Eukaryota; Metazoa; Arthropoda; Insecta; Hymenoptera; Pteromalidae. The transcript is spliced from 7 exons.